Messenger RNA from Glycine soja, 2525 nucleotides. RefSeq names its product probable methyltransferase PMT20. Gene Ontology annotation, molecular function: methyltransferase activity. The record is from RefSeq and is a predicted model, not a curated record. Gene Ontology annotation, cellular component: trans-Golgi network; endosome; cytoplasm. NCBI's taxonomy places the organism in Eukaryota, Viridiplantae, Streptophyta, Magnoliopsida, Fabales, Fabaceae. The coding region runs from base 219 to 2015 and encodes 598 amino acids. The transcript is spliced from 9 exons.
UAGCAUUAGGUAAUCUGACUCGGUUGUUGCAUGGACUAUUUUUCUUCUUACUAGUUCCUUUCUUCUUCUUCUUCUCUCUCUCUCUCUCUCUCUGAGCACUGUUUGUGUUUCAGCCACCCCCCAUUUUCAUUCUUCCAAACACAACAACAGAGGCAGAGAGAAUCAGAGAAAGGAGUAUUAAAUCUGAUUUCUGCAUAUAGUUGAUUAUUUCACAGAUAAUGAACAAUAAAGAUGGAAAACCAGUCACCCAGCCAGACAAAAGCAGGAUUGUCUCUAUGGCAAUCAUAUUUGUGGUGCUGUGUGGAUUUUCUUUCUAUAUGGGUAUAAUCUUUUGUUCCGAGAAGGACAGAUUUGUGACAAUGUACAACCAGAACUCCAUUGAAUCCCCCAAGGAGUCAUCAAUAAGUUCUCUGCAAAUUAAAUACACCAGUUUUCCUGAAUGCAGCGCUGACUAUCAAGAUUACACUCCAUGCACAGAUCCAAGGAGAUGGAGGAAGUAUGGCUCGUAUCGGCUUAAGUUGUUGGAACGUCAUUGCCCUCCAAAAUUUGAGAGGAAAGAAUGCUUAGUUCCUCCCCCUGAUGGGUAUAAGCCUCCAAUUAGAUGGCCAAAGAGCAGAGAUGAAUGUUGGUAUAGGAAUGUUCCGUACGACUGGAUUAACAAGCAGAAGUCUAAUCAGCAUUGGUUGAAAAAGGAAGGGGAGAAAUUCAUCUUUCCGGGUGGGGGUACUAUGUUCCCCAAUGGUGUUGGUAAAUAUGUUAAUUUAAUGGAAGAUCUGAUCCCAGAAAUGAAAGAUGGGUCCAUUCGAACUGCCAUUGAUACUGGUUGUGGAGUUGCUAGCUGGGGUGGUGACUUGCUAGAUCGUGGGAUUCUAACUCUUUCUCUUGCACCAAGAGAUAACCAUGAAGCUCAGGUUCAAUUUGCUCUGGAGCGUGGUAUCCCUGCAAUUCUCGGUGUCAUUUCUACACAGAGACUUCCAUUCCCAUCAAGCUCCUUUGAUAUGGCUCAUUGCUCCAGAUGCCUUAUCCCAUGGACAGAAUAUGGUGGAGUUUAUCUCCUUGAAAUUCACCGGAUUCUUCGCCCCGGAGGAUUUUGGGUCUUGUCUGGUCCACCGAUCAAUUAUGAGCGCAGGUGGCGUGGAUGGAACACAACUAUUGAAGCACAAAAAUCAGAUUAUGAGAAGUUGAAGGAAUUGCUGACUUCAUUGUGCUUUAAAAUGUACAAGAAAAAGGGUGACAUUGCUGUAUGGAGGAAGUCUCCAGAUAACAAUUGUUAUAAUAAGCUGGCUAGAGAUUCCUAUCCACCUAAAUGCGAUGACAGCCUUGAACCAGAUUCAGCAUGGUAUACUCCACUUCGUGCCUGUAUUGUAGUUCCAGAUACUAAGUUUAAGAAAUCAGGUCUGCUGUCCAUUUCUAAGUGGCCUGAGCGAUUGCACGUUACACCAGAUCGGAUUUCAAUGGUUCCUCGUGGAAGUGAUAGUACUUUCAAACAUGAUGACAGUAAGUGGAAAAAGCAGGCUGCGCACUACAAGAAGUUGAUCCCUGAGCUUGGGACUGACAAAAUAAGAAAUGUCAUGGACAUGAAUACAAUAUAUGGAGGUUUUGCUGCAGCCUUGAUUAAUGAUCCUGUAUGGGUCAUGAAUGUAGUUUCAUCUUAUGCUACCAAUACACUCCCUGUGGUUUUUGACCGUGGCCUUAUUGGAACCUUCCAUGACUGGUGUGAAGCUUUUUCAACAUAUCCUCGAACAUAUGACCUGCUUCAUCUUGAUGGACUCUUCACUGCAGAAAACCACAGGUGUGAAAUGAAGAAUGUAUUGCUGGAAAUGGAUCGAAUCUUACGGCCUUGGGGGUAUGCAAUCAUUCGUGAAUCCAGUUAUUUUACAGAUGCUAUCACUACCAUUGGUAAGGGUAUGCGUUGGGAAUGUCGUAAAGAAGAUACUGACAAUGGCAGUGACAUGCAGAAGAUAUUAAUAUGCCAGAAAAAGCUAUGGUACUCAUCCAACCAGGGUUCAAGAUGACAAACUAUGGAACUUAAGCCGUGUAACUGGUAAGAUGGUGGUGGUUAGAGUAGUAGUAUAGUGAAGUAGAAGCAAAGGGAAGCGAAUUCAGAGAUGCUCUGGGCAUAUAUUGACCCAAAUUCUAUAAUAUAAUGCGCCAAGAAUCAGCCAAGUUCAAAUUUGUCAAAAGAACAAGGGGUAACCCACUAAUCUGAUUUUGUUAAUUUAUAGAGAAAAAAAAUCAUAUAUACAUAAUAUAUAUAUCGCAUUCCCAUGAGUGCUGCCAUUUGAAGGACAGUGAUAUUUUUGUACAGAAUUGUUUUACGGAGAAUAGCACUGCACUUGUAUUAAUGCUGAGCAUGAUACAGUAAUAGUCUGAUCUUUAUUGCCAAGUUUCAAUGAUUGUUUUUAUUGUGAGUUGGUAAAUGAAGUUCUUCUGGUAAGGUGGAGUAUUUAAACUGUUACAGUAAUACUUUGAUUAACAAAUAUUGGUUGUAUUGUUAAAAUGAGAUUUAAUCUACAAUUUGGUCU